Messenger RNA from Pelobates cultripes (western spadefoot toad), 20015 nucleotides. Lineage: Eukaryota; Metazoa; Chordata; Amphibia; Anura; Pelobatidae. The record is from the annotation of a GenBank genome assembly.
GAAACAUUUACUUUCACAACAAUUUGACCACGUUCUUUUUUUCUAUCAGCGGAUUCUCACAGCGCACGCCGUGUGUCAGUGGAGGAAGGAGAUACGUUAACAUUAAAAUGUGUGUUUCCUGCUAAUGACGAAUCCAGCAUGCAGUGGGCGACACCGAGGGGCUUUACGUUAUAUUUCAAUGAUCAGAAAGGUUAGUGGAAAGCCCGAGGGGCAAUAACAGGAGGGAGGGGGAGAACUGUAAUAAUGGACGUUUACCAGCCAUCCACUGAGGCCGAGAAAUGGUGGGAGGAACCUUAAACUCAUGAGUCAAAAGUCAAUUAUCUCUGCCUCUCAUUCAUUCCGUUCAAAGGGGAGAUUUACAAAAGUGUCCAGGCCAGACAACUGGAGCAAAAUGUGGAGUAAUUACCAUGGAAAGCUAAUCUCUUAGAUUGUAAGCUCCUUUGAACAGACCCCUGUUCACCUCUUGUCCACAUUAUUGGCAAUUACUUGCCUAUCUACACUGCGGAAUAUGUUGGAGCUAGUUAUCGAAAUCAACUCAUUGCUCGAGUUUUAUAUUAUGACAUUUUGAUAAAUCUCCCCCCAUUAGUUGUUCUUUAUACAAAGCAAUUAAGGGGAAAUUUCCAAAAAGUGCAGCAAUCAGCAUGUUAUUCUAUUGGUUGCCAUGGUGAGAACUCUACUUUUACCCCAGAAUUGCUCAGUAUAAAUGUGUCCAUAAAGCUUUCUAUUCUAAAUUUCUCCUUUUUCAGAAAUACAAGCCAUAAUAUAAAUACUCUCUAUGCAGGAACACAUCUUGUGAAAUUGUAACUUGAAUGUGAUGUGUUUUGUUCCAGUUUUAAAAGACAGAAGAUUUGAGCUCAUUCGCUACUCAAAGAAUAGGCUAAUUAUUCGCCUCUCCAACGUGACAGUAGAAGACGAAGGAAUGUAUUCGUGUUUGCGAUACAGCCACCCAACCCAGAGAAGGGACAUUAAUGUAACCGUGUUAGGUAAGUCACUACCAGAUAUGGAAAGAUAGCAACACAAGAUUGGGACUACAAACAUUAGAAGAAUACAAACAUUAGGAGAACAGAGAAUUAGAAUUAAAGUAGGAUGGGCUGCACAUAGAGCCCCCUGGCAGACACAGCUUGGAAAAUGCUGGAAAGGUAUUCCAGUUAUAGCAUGGUUUCAGAUCUAAUUUCCAGCUAUAUUAUGGUAAACUCCAGGGGUUAAUUUCAGUUAUUUUAUGGUAAAUUCCAGCGGUUAGUUCCAGUUAUUUUAUGGUAAAUUCCAGGGGUUAGUUCCAGGUAUUUUAUGGUAAAUUCCAGCGGUUAGUUCCAGUUAUUUUAUGGUAAAUUCCAGGGGUUAGUUCCAGGUAUUUUAUGGUAAAUUCCAGCGGUUACUUCCAGUUAUUUUAUGGUAAAUUCCAGGGGUUAGUUCCAGAUAUUUUAUGAUAAAUUCCAGGGGUUAGUUCCAGUUAUUUUAUGGUAAAUUCCAGCAGUUAGUUCCAGUUAUUUUAUGAUAAAUUCCAGGGGUUAGUUCCAGUUAUUUUAUGGUAAAUUCCAGGGGUUAGUUCCAGUUAUUUUAUGGUAAAUUCCAGCAGUUACUUCCAUUUAUUUUAUGGUAAAUUCCAGGGAUUAGUUCCAGUUAUUUUAUGGUAAAUCCCACCGGUUAGUUCCAGUUAUUUUAUGGUAAAUCCCACCGGUUAGUUCCAGUUAUUUUAUGGUAAAUUCCAGGGGUUAGUUCCAGUUAUUCUAUGGUAAAUUCCAGCCGUUGGUUCCAGUUAAUUUAUGGUAAAUUCCAGGGGUUAGUUCCAUUUAUUUUAUGGUAAAUUCCAGGGGUUAGUUCCAUUUAUUUUAUGGUAAAUUCCAGGGGUUAGUUCCAUUUAUUUUAUGGUAAAUUCCAGGGGUUAGUUCCAUUUAUUUUAUGGUAAAUUCCAGGGAUUAGUUCCAGUUAUUUUAUGGUAAAUCCCACCGGUUUGUUCCAGUUAUUUUAUGGUAAAUUCCAGCCGUUGGUUCCAGUUAUUUUAUGGUAAAUUCCAGGGGUUAGUUCCAUUUAUUUUAUGGUAAAUUCCAGGGAUUAGUUCCAGUUAUUUUAUGGUAAAUCCCACCGGUUUGUUCCAGUUAUUUUAUGGUAAAUUCCAGCAGUUAGUUUCAGUUAUUUUAUGGUAAAUUUCAGGGGUUAGUUCCAGUUAUUCUAUGGUAAAUUCCAGCCGUUGGUUCCAGUUAAUUUAUGGUAAAUUCCAGGGGUUAGUUCCAUUUAUUUUAUGGUAAAUUCCAGGGGUUAGUUCCAUUUAUUUUAUGGUAAAUUCCAGGGGUUAGUUCCAGCUAUUUUAUGGUAAAUUCCAGCAGUUAGUUCCAAUUAUUUUAUGGUAAAUUUCAAGGGUUAGUGCCACUUAUUUUAUGAUAAAUUCCAGGGGUUAGUUCCAGUUAUUUUAUGGUAAAUUCCAGCAGUUAGUUUCAGUUAUUUUAUGGUAAAUUCCAGGGGUUAGUUCCAGUUAUUUUAUGGUAAAUUCCAGCAGUUAGUUCCAGUUAUUUUAUGGUAAAUUACAGGGGUUAGUUCCAGUUAUUUUAUGGUAAAUUGCAGGGGUUAGUUCCAUUUAUUUUAUGGUAAAUUCCAACGGUUAGUUCCAGUUAUUUUAUGGUAAAUUCCAGCGUUUUUUUCCAGUUAUUUUAUGGUAAAUUCCAGCAGUUAGUUUUAGUUAUUUUAUGGUAAAUUUCAGAGGUUAGUUCCAGUUAUUUUAUGGUAAAUUCCAGCAGUUAGUUCCAGUUAUUUUAUGGUAAGUUCCAGGGGUUAGUUCCAGUUAUUUUAUGGUAAAUUCCAGGGAUUAGUUCCAGUUAUUUUAUGGUAAAUUCCAGGGUUAGUUCCAGUUUUUAAUUUAUGGUAAAUUCCAGCAGUUAGUUACAGUUAUUUUAUGGUAAAUUCCAUCAGUUAGUUACAGUUAUUUUAUGGUAAAUUCCAGCGGUUAGUUACAGUUAUUUUAUGGUAAAUUCCAGGGGUUAAUUCCAGUUAUUUUAUGGUAAAUUCCAGCAGUUAGUUCCAGUUAUUUUAUGGUAAAUUCAAGCAGUUAGUUUCAGUUAUUUUAUGGUAAAUUCCAGCAGUUAGUUCCAGUUAUUUUAUGGUACAUUCCAGGGGUUAAUUCCAGUUAUUUUAUGGUAAAUUCCAGCAAUUAGUUCCAGUUAUUUUAUGGUAAAUUCCAGGGGUUAGUUCCAGUUAUUUUAUGGUAAAUUCCAGGGGUUAGUUCCAGUUAUUUUAUGGUAAAUUCCAACGGUUAGUUCCAGUUAUUUUAUGGUAAGUUCCAGGGGUUAGUUCCAGUUAUUUUAUGGUAAAUUCCAGCGGUUAGUUCCAGUUAUGGCAUAGUUAGUUCAGGUUAUAUCACGGUUAGUUAUUUUUUUAGACUACCUGCAAUGUUUAUAAUGAAUGAAAACGUAGUUAUAUAUAAUAAAGUUUGUUUAUAAUAUUCUAUUUUUCUUUAGCUGUUCCCACUAAACCUGUGUUGGGUUUUACUCUAAUCCCUGGGAGCAGCAACGCACAUUAUGCAAUACUGAACUGUUUUACGAGCGGAUGCAAACCUCCUCCCAAAAUCACAUGGCUAAUCGAUAACACAACAGAAGUAUAUGGUAAGAGCUGUCUGUCUGCCCGAUCUUAAUUUCUUACAACUGAAGAGGUUAUUGUCAUUGAUUACGAAGACUCCAGUUUAGAGACAUGCUCACUUAUUUUAUAAUUUAACUUUUUUAGGAAACACUUUUUUAGUUAUUCUCAUAUUGGGAGUCUGUUUGGGGGGGAGAUUAACUCUUAGACCCAGUGUGUAUUUUCUGGCCAUUACCUGGAUCAGAGGAGCACAGAUAAAGUUACCAAAUACAUCCUGUAGGGGGCUUACAUUAAAACAAAUGAUUGUAGUUCUCUUUGUAUUUGUUACAUUUUCUAAAGAUGGUCUAAAACAAACAUGUCAAACUCGCAGCCCCGUAUGCGGCCCACAAUGGGGACAUCCUUGCAGCCUGACAAGCCGCGAGUACAUGCUUAGUGUUAAAGCAGAGUAGGCACCUGCUUUCUCCACAUUGCAAGUGCCUACUCUGCUAAAAUUUACAGGGCAGGGGGAAGAGGUCACUGGAGGAGCUCAGUCUUCCUGCUCCUCACUACUCCCUCGAGCGCGCCAUCUGUAGUAAUGCUGGGUGCCGAUAUAUGACGUCAUAUUCCGGCACCCGGCAUCAUUACAGACGGCGCAUGUGAAUAGCAGUGAGCAGCAGGAAGGAGAUCUUCAGAUAGAAGAUCCCCAUUUGACCUCCUGGGAUAAAUACAAUGAUGUGAGUGUGUGCAAGAAUGUGUAAAUGUGUGUGUGUGUGUGUCUGUGUAUGUUAGUGAGUGAGUGUGUGUGUCUGUCUGUGUACCAGUGAGUGUUUGUGUGUCUGUCUGUCAAUGAGUGUGUGUGUCUAUCAGUAAGUGUGUGUGUGUCUGUCUGUGUGUGUAUGUCAGUGAAUGUGUAUAUCUGUCUGUGUGUGUCAAUGAGUGUCUGUGUGUCUGUCUGUAUGUGUCUGUGUCAGUGAGUGUGUGUGUGUCUGUCUGUGUGUGUCUGUGUGUCUGUCAGUGUGUGUAUGUGUGUGUGUCAGUGAGUCUGUGUGUCUGUCAGCGAGUGUGUCUUUGUGUGUGUCUGUCAGUGAGUGUGUGUGUGUGUCAGUCAGUGUUGCGAUAGCCGCGGCUGGACCUUGGAGGACCUGGAGGCACACGGAGGCAUGCAAUGCCACGCCACAUUUCAAUGUGACGUCAAUGUGCUCCACCUUCACAGGGUUUCAAGAAGUAGCGGGAGGAUCCGCUUUGGCACAGGGUGCGGACAGUGACAUUUGAGGUAUACCAGAGGCUGGACUCCAGAGUCGCAUACUGGCAGCGGCAAUGUGAGUGGAUUGGAGUGCAGAAAUAAAUGACUGAAAGAUUAAUUAAUCCGUUGUGUCGCUAAACAAAUGCAGCACAUUCAAUGAAAUGAGAAGAGACAAAAAAAAUUCAAAACAAUAGUUUGUGAGGAAGAUAUACCAAAAAAAGCACAAAAACUGUCUGUGACCCCAAUAACUCUCUCUUCUAGUACGUAAGUGAAUUUUCUUUGAAUGUUAUUUUUUUAAGGUAAAACAAGGGCGAGUUUUGAAAAUAAUGGAAAAAAAUGUAACGCCACCAGCACGUUACGGAUCAACGCGUUUACAUACAAUUCGACCAUCACAUGCAUCGUGAGACACAGAACGCUCCUUCCCGGGCACCUGGCGGCUUCUUUCGCAUUUCAUGCAUUGCGUAAGUAAAUGGCGAAAGCAGGAACAUAUCCUAUCCGGGUCUUUAUUCAAUAAAGACGGAAACAGUAUAAAUACAGUUAUUAAAGGGAAUUCUGAAAUCGCUCCAGCUGCAGAGAUUAACAGUAUCAGUCAAUUAAACGGAAGUUCCAAAUCUGAAGUUUUCACGAAGAGUGGGGCGAGGCUGACACUUUUAGUACUAUGUAUAGCAGGCACUUAGAUUAUGUCAGUAAUAUUGUUAAAUCUUGUCUCCAAUACCCAAUUAGAACAUUUGGUUGGGGGAGGGAGGCUGUAAAUUCUCGGCUAGGGGAUAUAGAUCACUGGCCAAUAUGCUUUCUGCCAGUUAUGUAAUUCUUCCAUAAGUGAUGACACUUCGCUACACAGAUAAGGAAGAUGUAAAUGUAGCUGUUUGAGAUGGAUUUGCUGAGAACAUACAGUUGUUAAUUUCUUUAAAUCUGCUGUGACAGGGAAACAGGGAAACAGCAUAAGGAUAAUAAUUACAGAAGUUGUAGUAAUUAUGUCAUAACUAAUAACACGCAAGGUUUGCCAAAUGCAGUGUGUCUGGAGCACUGGUAGGAUUUGUGAACAUGGCAAUCUUAGAUUAUGUCAGUAAACCCCCUGUAGUGAGGCAUUUUAUGACCCAUUGGAUUAAUUCCACAAACAUAGUUGUUCAGGCUAAUGAAAGGUUUAAGGUACCAGUUGGCGGAGGUGACAGAUUCUGUCUGUUAUGUAAGAGAGAAGUUUUGGGGAUUUUUACUUUUGGGACGAGGAGGCCACUAGGAUUGAACAAAGAAUGGGAUUCCAUUUUUAUUUUUUAAGUGAAAUUGUGUGUACAUGGGUUAAUAAUUAUUAAAUGGACACUCCACUGCCCAAAUGAAUAAAAAUCCCUGUUUAAUAUAUAUCCUGCCAUUGAAAACAUGCAUGUAUUUAAUUAUGCAUUUUUCCAUUGGAGGUAUAUAUAAAACAGAUUGGAGAAGUUACAGAUCUUUUGUCUGUAGCCUUUUACAAACCAUCCUCUUCUAAUCCCACCCAGACUAUUUUUGGCUGUCCAAUCACAGACUUUCCAGUGCAACUCAAUGAGAAGUCUUUGCAAGGCAGGUGCUCUGGGCAAAUGUUGCCUACUGAGUUUAUCUCUACUGAGCUAACCAAACCCGGAAGUAACAGCACCAGUUCUUUGAUUGACAACCAAGGGGGGUGUAGCCAGUAUAAUUUAUAAAUGUUUUAAUUUCUAUUGAAAUCUGCACUUUUUGCAAAAUGGAAAAAAAUAGCACACACUCUUCCCACAUAAAGCUUUUAAGCAAGAUAACGUGCUUCAGGGGUCUGGAGUGUCCAUUUAAACUUCUUUUUAUACAUUUUUGAUGUCAUAAUUAUUUUAGAGAAUUUAUACAGAAUCUAUGUCACAUAUAUUUCUCUUCAAAAUUGAAUAUUUUUCUGCGUGUUCUAUGGUCUACCUUUCUCUCAUAAUACUGUUUGUUUCACUCUAUAUUUUUAUCCUUUAUGGUGAUUAUAUGCUCUUAGGUGAGGAUGGGGUUAAAUUGUUUUCAACACGGCUAUGUACCUGCAAACUCUUGGACCCCCCUAUUGCUAUUUGAUUAAAAUUCCCCAUAGUUCUCAUAAUUAUUGACCCUUUGUAAUGCAAUAAUGUCAUUUAUUAUGUUUGCAGCUGCCCAGACAUCCCAAAGUUCAGUUACUUUAUCUCCCAUUCCCGUUACUUCCCAGGAUUUUACAGGUGAGUUUGAAAUUUGUAAAAUUACAAUAUCUUCAUGGUUUCAUUGUUUUUCUUGCCCUUUACCAUUUUGAAAAUCCUUGUGGAUACACUGGUUUAAUUCACAGAUUAAUAAAAAAAAUGAGGUUACAUUAAAGGAAAUCUAGUUGGUGUUAGGGUUAUGCAGACCUUUAGGGUUCAGUGUUUAGUGUACAGAGAAUUGCAGAAUCCAGGGUUUAGUCUAUAGAGAGCUGCAGGGUUCGCUCUGUAGAGAGCUGCAGGGUUUCGUCUAUAGAGAGCUGCAGGGUUCGCUCUAUAGAGAGCUGCAGGGUUCGCUCUAUGGAGAGCUGCAGGGUUCGCUCUAUAGAGAGCUGCAGGGUUCGCUCUAUGGAGAGCUGCAGGGUUCGCUCUAUAGAGAGCUGCAGGGUUUACUCUAUAGAGAGCUGCAGGGUUUAGUCUAUAGAGAGCUGUAGGGUUCGCUCUAUAGAGAGCUGCAGGGUUCACUCUAUAGAGAGCUGCAGGGUUUAGUCUAUAGAGAGCUGCAAGGUUCGCUCUAUAGAGAGCUGCAGGGUUCACUCUAUAGAGAGCUGCAAGGUUCACUCUAUAGAGAGCUGCAGGGUUCACUCUAUAGAGAGCUGCAGGGUUUAGUCUAUAGAGAGCUGCAGGGUUCGCUCUAUGGAGAGCUGCAGGGUUUAGUCUAUAGAGAGCUGCAGGGUUCGCUCUAUAGAGAGCUGCAGGGUUCGCUCUAUGGAGAGCUGCAGGGUUUAGUCUAUAGAGAGCUGCAGGGUUCGCUCAAUGGAGAGCUGCAGGGUUUGCUCUAUAGAGAGCUGCAGGGUUCGCUCUAUGGAGAGCUAUAGGGUUCGCUCUAUGGAGAGCUGCAGGGUUUAGUCUAUAGAUAGCUGCAGGGUUCACUCUAUAGAGAGCUGCAGGGUUCGCUCUAUAGAGAGCUGCAGGGUUAAGUCUAUAGAGAGCUGCAGGGUUCACUCUAUAGAGAGCUGCAGGGUUCACUCUAUAGAGAGCUGUAGGGUUCGCUCUAUAGAGAGCUGCAGGGUUCACUCUAUAGAGAGCUGUAGGGUUCGCUCUAUAGAGAGCUGCAAGGUUUAGUCUAUAGAGAGCUGCAAGGUUCACUCUAUGGAGAGCUGCAGGGUUUAGUCUAUAGAGAGCUGCAGGGUUUACUCUAUAGAGAGCUGCAGGGUUAAGUCUAUAGAGAGCUGCAGGGUUAAGUCUAUAGAGAGCUGCAGGGUUCACUCUAUAGAGAGCUGCAGGGUUCGCUCUAUGGAGAGCUGCAGGGUUAAGUCUAUAGAGAGCUGCAGGGUUUAGUCUAUAGAGAGCUGCAGGGUUCACUCUAUAGAGAGCUGCAGGGUUUAGUCUAUAGAGAGCUGCAGGGUUCGCUCUAUAGAGAGCUGCAGGGUUCACUCUAUAGAGAGCUGCAGGGUUUAGUCUAUAGAGAGCUGCAGGGUUUAGUCUAUAGAGAGCUACAGGGUUCACUCUAUAGAGAGCUGCAGGGUUCACUCUAUAGAGAGCUGUAGGGUUCGCUCUAUAGAGAGCUGCAGGGUUCACUCUAUAGAGAGCUGUAGGGUUCGCUCUAUAGAGAGCUGCGGGGUUUAGUCUAUAGAGAGCUGCAGGGUUCACUCUAUAGAGAGCUGCAAGGUUUAGUCUAUAGAGAGCUGCAAGGUUCACUCUAUGGAGAGCUGCAGGGUUUACUCUAUAGAGAGCUGCAGGGCUAAGUCUAUAGAGAGCUGCAUAGUUUAGUCUAUGGAGAGCUGCAGGGUUAAGUCUAUAGAGAGCUGCAGGGUUCACUCUAUAGAGAGCUGCAGGGUUCGCUCUAUGGAGAGCUGCAGGGUUAAGUCUAUAGAGAGCUGCAGGGUUUAGUCUAUAGAGAGCUGCAGGGUUCACUCUAUAGAGAGCUGCAGGGUUUAGUCUAUAGAGAGCUGCAGGGUUCGCUCUAUGGAGAGCUGCAGGGUUCACUCUAUAGAGAGCUGCAGGGUUUAGUCUAUAGAGAGCUGCAGGGUUCGCUCUAUAGAGAGCUGCAAGGUUAAAUCUAUAGAGAGCUGCAGGGUUAAAUCAAUAGAGAGCUGCAGGGUUAAGUCUAUAGAGAGCCGUAGGGGUCACUCUACGGAGAGGUUUAGGUUCAAGGUUCAGACUGUAAGAUAUUCUGGUUGAAUGCUGCAGGAUUCAGUCUUGGAGGAAUUCAAAGAGAAUUUUAAAUGUUAGGCCAUCGUUUUCCGUGUAAGUUACUGAUUUCCAUAUCUUGGCAUUCAUUUCCCAGUCACUGCCUCCCCAGUGGGAUUUAUUCACUAAACUUGGGGCGAAAGUCCAAUGGGCUUGGAGACUGCAUUUCUGCAUGAAUCCAGUAGAUGGCGCUGUAUAUCUGAUAGAUAGACUAUAAUUUUUGUUCACCCAAUUAAAACACUAUGUGCGUGUUGUUAUGGUGGCUUCUGUGCUGUAAAGUAACUUCUACAAAUACCUAAAAUUUUAUCUCAGAUAAUUCCGUGUAAAUGAGGAAACUGAGACAUGUGGUUCAAUCUCUAAUGGAUAUUCCUCCCGCAGGGGCACUCGCUAGCUCAUUUACCAUUUUGUGUGUUUCCUCAAUCAGUUUCAUGUCCGCUUUAGUGAUAGGAUUUUUGUCCAUAUUUGGCUGGCCCUGAUUGGUCGAUGGUUGAAACUGUCCUUACUGAUUUAGAAGUGGAGCUUUGUCCGAAGCAAUCCGGUCUCUGGAAACUCGUGGACACGCAAGUUUGGUCAAACAGCUUGAAAAUGGUUUAACUUAAAAGCAGGAAAGUCGGCCGCCGCCUGCUUGAACCAAAUGUACUGUUGUGGCUUGUUCUCAGGGACCAGAUUCGCAGGAUUUCGGAUUUCUACCAUUUACUUGACUAUUUUCCAGUGAAGAUAUUGAUUAAACCUCCACAGUUAGUAGACUUUUGCACAAAAGCUUUUUAACGGGUGCAAACAAAUCAAAUUCCUUUUAAUCUACGACCGAGCCAAAAGAUCUAUAAAGGAAUUACCUGUCGAGUAUGAAACGUUUGUGCUCAAGUCUGGUAGUUAUUGUUUAGUGAGCGACGGAUUGGGAACCACACAUUAAAGUGGUAAAAUCUGCCUUUUUCCGUAAACAGCAGUGAUUCAUGCUAAACAGGGUGACAAAUAAAGGACAAUUUAAUUAAAAUAAUGAACAUCCACUUAUCUGAGUCAUAAGGGUAUAACAUUACCUUUGGCGUUAUUCUCUAAACCACGAUCUUUGGGGAAUUAAAACGUCUAAGCCAAAAUAUGUGAAUUUUAAAAAGAUUUCAAAAUUGCCUAUUUUUGGCAUCUGGCAUAUUUCCCAUCUCCCUAUCAAAUUCCCCCAGCACCCCACAAGUAACAUUGCCACUUUAGCCAUGUUUCCCCAGGCACCCUACAGGUUCAGGAAGAGAGCUGCCCAACAAGAUAUAGAAUUCACAUGAUUCCUUUAAUCAUGGCAGAAUUGCUCAGUCCGUCCAACUGCCAGACAGAACUAAUCACUCACCGCUCAGCAAAAUAGGAGAUUUAUAGCUGUCUGGGAGACCUUCCGCUGUUCAGACAUGCAAGCGUUUAUUAUUUUAUUUCCAUUUGUCAAAAAAAAAAAAAGGAUUUGCCAUUGUAGGAAUCUUUCCCAAGAGUCGCUGCUGCGUCUCUCUCAUUUCUGUGUGAUAAAAGGUUAGAUGUGUGUUCCUUGCACUUACACCUCAGAUGUUUUUUUUUUUACUGUUUAACGUUUGUGAGAAGCUGUGAAAGGUGCCAGCAAUAAAGAGAGAGGCCGUGUUCGGCGUAGCUCAUAAUGGCACCAGCAUUCCGGUCAACUCGCACAUUUAUAGAGCGAAAUUGCUUUCAUUUUCUGCAAAUGUGCGGAGUCUCAGCUGGGGGCACUAAAACCAUCUGGGAUUAGUCAAUGGAGUCUCAGAACACAACACCUAGUACGCGAGUAAUACCAGCGACUAAUGCGCCACGUCCGUCAAUCGCUCCGUUUAGAACACGGAAAACCCCAGUCUGGAAGGAUCAAAUUUUCUCAGUUUUCAUAAUAGAAAAAAAAGGAAAUGUUCAAUUGUCAGACACUCAAUUCAUUGCACUUAAAUAAAAUGGUGUGACUGCUAUUGUCAAUGGAAUAUGACUAAAAUUACAUAGAAUUAAAGCCUGGAAUAUAUGAAAAUCUACUUUUUAUAUAUAAGUGAAUGUGUGUACUGGUGCUGUCCAAAUAUUUAAGGAGCUUGAACCUACAUCUUAAAAAAAAAAUCAUGUAAUAUAAACUAUAUCUAAUGCUGAGGCAUUUAUUAGGGGAAAUCGAAUAACAUUCUCAAAGUGGAGCAAUUGCCAUGGCAACCAGUGGAAUGUCCCAGCUAGUGGUCCUUUUAGAAUUUUGCCCAUGAAUUGGUCUAUAUACAGAAAGCUAUAUCAAGAUUAUUAACUUUACACGGGAUUGAGGGAAUUGAAGAGAGAGAUGCAAAAUCCAGGCAAAAAAAAAAAAGCUGAAUUGGAAAAAUUCACCAACUAAAUUAUUGUUUCAUAUUCACUAUUUUUGCUUACAGUUUGCAGUUACCAAUGUAGUAAAUGAAUCCAAGAGUGUGUGUUGUUUAUGGCAUGUUAAAUUUAAAGUGGCGGUAUCACCUGUAUGAUGUUUACGACUUACAAGGUGCUCUCGCCACCUGUGGAGGUGGCCAACGGGGGCAGAUAGGAGAUAUACUUACCUUAAGCUGUCUGUCUGUGGUACCACCAUCUUCUCGCCGGCGUACUACUCGGUUUCGGGUGAAUUAAUUGUGAAUCCAAGAUGAUAUAAAAUGGGGUCUAUAGAAGAUUAAACAAAACCGAAAGAUAUUCCAUAGGCAAUUUGGCGCAGGAACAACAUGGUGACCUGAGCAUCUAUUGCUCAUAACGUCAAAUUGCUGUCAGGCAUUGUGAAUUUUUGCCAAAGAUGAAUAAUUUAAUGCUACUGUGACAGACCACCUGGCACCCCGACUGGGUGCCUCCGCCAAUCGAUGUUUCUUAGCUGUUGCUGAGUACCAUAAGCACAGCACUGGACACCAUAAGCACCGAAGCCCGUUAGCCGCCGCAGCUUGGCUGGGGCCUCGUCGUCCCUUCCCACCCUGCACCACACUCCUGGAUCCAGCUCCCAGUGGGAAGGCCUCUCCUCCAAGAGAGUAUAGCAGGUAUAAUAGUGUAGCUCUUACAAGAGCUAGUGAUUAUAGCAAUCCAAAGAACAAGCCCAGAAGCAGGGAUUAUAGCAGGUAUAGCGGUACCCUCAAUCACGAGACUCUGUGUUGAGGGUAAGCAGGAACUUUUUUUAUUGGUAGCCACAACUGGCCUUAUAUGCAAGUUCCCAUGCAAGGGACACUCCCCCCUGGACCUGAGAGUAAACCACAGCAGAAACAAAUACAUGAUUACAUUAUCUCUCAGAUCCAGGACACUCCCACACAUAUCUAGGUCAAUCCCGCCUCCUACCUGGGAGAUAAUUGAGUCAAGAACUGUAUUAACCUAAUUAUCUCCAGACACAAAAACACACAUUUUUAUAAAACCCCCCCAAAUACCUUUAAAAUAUACAAAACCCCCACAAAAGUUAUAUCCCCUCAUAGUCCCAAUCUGGGUGAUUCCUGGAUAUGUUCGUCACCCAGAUCGGGGCUACGAGGGGAUAUAACUUUUGUGGGGGUUUUGUAUAUUUUAAAGGUAUUUGAGGGGUUUUAUAAAAAAUUGUGUUUUUGUGUCUGGAGAUAAUUAGGUUAAUCCCCUCAUAGCCCCGAUCUGGGUGACGAACAUAUCCAGGAAUCACCCAGAUUGGUUCAGGGGUUCAUGAAUUUCCUGGAAGUCUUAUUUUUGACCGACCACACGCAUGGCCCCAUGUCCAAAACAGUUCCAGAGAAUCAGGACUUGCGGUCGGUCUAGUUCGGUAGUUUAAAAAUGAACAAACUACCGAACAGAAUCAAUGUUCUUACACUGGAGCUUGUUCCACUCAUCCAGACGAACGAUUCCACCAAACAGUGCCCUUCUAAAUUGUAUACAACUGAACGCAGGCGAUGAUGGAAGUCCAGCGGUGUUCGGGAGUUUCUGUGUCCGAAUUUAGUUCCAUGAGAUUCAUGCCCAAACACUGCUGCCUGCGUUCAUUAGAACAAGUUGGCCGCCACCUUGUGGUUGUCCAUAGGAAUUGCGGCCACCCAGACGAACAAUUAGAACACUGCGGUGAGAACUGUUCCAAUGUGUUAAUAGGUGUUAACAAGCUCCCAGGUGGUCCCUGGUUCGUGCGGUUGUUCGGUAGUCAAACGGGACAAUGUUAGAAUAGGAGGGUAAUGCAAUCUACCGAACAAACAGGAGAAUGGAACAGAAAUCUUUUUCAUCUGUCACAGCUACAAACUAAUCCCUACUUUAUCUCAUGAACAUCUUUUUUGAUUGUGUUGGAAUUUCUAAGAAAGUACAAUUUGUUCUAAAAGAGCCUUUCAUUAAGAUUCCGUAUUUACAAAAAUGUGACAGAGCUGAUUUAAUAAAAGGUUUGAUUGAAUGUAAUAUAUACAGUAUAUCUGAUAUAUAUUAAAUCAUGUAGAGGAGGAAAUCAUUGACAUAGAAAAGUUUAAAAAGAACCAACUGCUUUGAAGAAGGACUGCAAUCGAUUGGGUUUAAUAAAACACAUCGACAGGAGCACUUGAAAGAUUUUAUAAGUGAAAUAAUAUUCUCUUUUGCAUAAUUAAUACGGACUAGAAGUGCAAUUAAAAUCAUUAGUUAUAAAACUGCCUUUUCCUUUCAUGUACUGCGCCAUUAACGCCUCAUCAGACGCGCCACUUGAAUAUGUCUGGACCUGGCAGAUAAAAGGCCCCUUGCUUCUCAGUUCUAAAAAGUCAGUGUUGUAUCAUUAAAAGAAGGGAACAAAUUAUUAGAAAAUUAAUUGAAACUUAUUGCGGAUGAGUUUAAUUUCAAGCUUGAUUUGACUAGAUAGAAUUAGUCUUCCUUUUGAAAUAAACCCAUUGAGAGGUGCGACUAUUACACUGGUUUUACCUCCAAACGUUCUUUUUUUUAAUCAGUUAUCAAAGUUCUAAGAAAAAAAGAGCAGAUUUUAGCAAUCUCCAAAAACGUGCCUUUAUUUUGCGGCAUUUAUAGGCACUAUCUUGAACAGAAGUGUUUAAAUACAGAGAAACUUUGAUAUAGAAACCCAACUAAAUUUCUGGGUGUUAGAAAUUAUAGGGUAACUUCCAAUCCAGUAUCUUUAACCAAACUGUUAUUUUUUCUGGCUUUUCACAGGAAUCACAGGACAGUUUCAAAACCAUCACAAACAUUCAUAGACCCUUUUAGUGGCAGAAUUUCUUUAAGGAAUGAAUGUAGGGUUUCCCAGAGAUAUGUAGCCAAGUUUUCAGUUAUUUUGACAUUAAAUAUAAAAGUCACUUUGAAUUCCGAAAAAUUUCAAAUUCAGUGAAUUCAAUCUCUAACCUAUCAUAUCAUUAUAUAUGUCUUUGUUUUUAAGAUUAAAAAGAAAGUUGUAAAAUAAUUGCGUUUUGGAAAUUCACAAUCUUUUUUCCGAUAUUUUUUAAAAUUAAUAUUACAUUGAUAUCAGUUAAUUCCUCUUCUGCUUUCUAAAAAAAAAUGCAUAGAAACAAAAUUUCGUGCAAAAUAUCUUCUCUUCUUAUAAGUCCCCUUUCUGUACCAAAUUAUUUUAUUUAGUGCCCAUAAUUCACUAGUUUUUAAGAAUUUGCCGCUUCAUCAUAUCCUAAACUAGAUUCGCAGGUUACUGGACACGGUCACUGAUUUACCAUGACUUGCGCCUCACGAUUAAAGUCCUUAAUAAAAUCAGUUAGGACUUAAUUCUGCAAAUUCAAUUCAUUUUCUUUAGGAAUAUAGUUUAUCAAUGAAGUAGCAGUUUUCCGUUUAAUGAAAUCCUAUUUGUGAUCUUUUCCCCUAUAGGGUCGGUGACAUAUGAUGUUACGUCAGACAGAGAUAUAUCGUUAUCUGCUGACCCCACCCCCAGAAAUGAAUUAAAUGUAACUGACAGCAUAGAUAUCACAGCAGGUAAUAACUGUUACUUAACCCUAAAGUCUUACUUUGUUAUUUAUGACCUUCAGGUUCCUGAGAGUUAUAGCUAACAAACAUUUGCCAAAUUUAGCCAAGGCUACCGGCUACGGCAUACAGAACGUUUUCUCGAUAAUGAUGAAAUUCUAACUAAGUUUUUUUUACCCUUUGCAUGUUUAAAGAGACAGUAACAUCUCCUCACAUCCGCGGAGAGAAUGUAUCGUCAGUCCAUGAUGUGAAAACAGCAAGCGAAUACAAUGUGACCAAAAAUGAAAAUUCAACGUCUGGUAGCUAUCUAUAUCUCCAUUCUUUAUAAAUAGAGCCGUAUGGAUGCCUGCGGUGAGAACAGUGAUGCCACCAUGCCAUAGCUGUGCCAGGAAUUGGCUGAAAUAGAGCUUUGGGGGAAAAAAAAAUAUAAUUUCAUAGCUGUGACAAUGGUUUUGUUAUCGCAAUUUCUGGCUAUUUGGCUAUAUUUAUAGUAAAGGUUCACUAAUUAAUCCCGCUCCCAUAUUGAAAGGAUGUAAUUUAGAUAACUAUACAACAUCCCCCCCCAUAGCAUUUCAUAGGCCUUAAUACUUCCCAGCAUGCACUGGGUUUUUCCGGUUGUUAAAUCAUUCUGAUUGGUUGUAUAAGUUGUGGUUGUGGUGGGAUGGGUUUGGUGCCUUUUUAUGGUAACAUUUUACUGAAUAAUAAAAACAUGACGCCCCCUUUGUUUCACAGAAUUCGAAGUGCGUGACAGGAAAUCGAGCAGCGUCCUAGUUAUGGUGAUGGUAUCGCUCAUGGUUUGCGUUCUGCUGUCCAUUUUCUACCUGUUCCUAAUGAAGCUAAAACGAGAACAUUCUAAAUGGAGGAAAGGUGAGAACUCCAUGUCUUUAAGAUGUCGGUAAAUACAUAAAAAAUAUAACAUGGGAUGACCUGUAAUUUUUCCAUAAAUCAGUUUAAAUCAGCUCCCCCCACAGCGUCACUUUAUGUCUGUGAAAUAUUACAUAUUCUAUAUGUUCCUGUAUUACAAUGUCAUUUGACCGUCAAGAGACGGGCAGUAAAACUGUAAUCACCACUCGAAAAGAGACAACACUUUCUAGUGAGGCAGCCAUUUGGAAUCACAACUUUUCACACAUUUAGUGGCAGCUGGAAAAAUAAUGCUAAAAUCAUGUUAUGUCCUUCAUCUCGUGUUUUGGUGUAAAACUUGCUGUUUAUAUCUGACACAUACAUUUAUAUUCACUAAAGUAUGAAUUGACAGAAAUUUAAAGCUCCCAACAUAUUUUUAAGAAUAUAUAUUUAUUUAUUUUUUGCAUAAAAUAUGAAAUUUACUUAGAGUUAAAGGGAUUCUCAAGACCCCUAAAGCACUUUAUCUUGCUGAAAAGCCUUAUGUUUAAAGAGUGUAUCCUCUUUUUAUUAUUUUGCAAAAAGUGCACAUUUCAACAGUAAUUAACACUUUUAUAAAUGUACCUUGUUACACCCCCCUGGCUGUCAAUCAGACAACUGGUCCUAUUACUUCCCGGUUUGGUUAGUUCAGUGGAGAUAAAGACAAGAAGCAGUAAUUGCUCAAAGCACCUGCCUGGUAAAGACUUCUCAUUGAGCUGCAUUGGAAAGUCUGUGAUUGGACAGUCAUAGAAAGUCUGGGCGGGGUUAGAAGGGGAGGGCUUGCAAAGGCUGCAGACAAGAGAUCUGCAGCUUUUGCAAACUGUUAUUAUAUUUACCUCCAAUAAACAAAAGGUAGAAUUAAAUUAAUACAUGGAGGUAUAUUUACCAAAGAGUUAUUUUAUUUAUUUUGUAUUUGGGCAAUCAGUGUCCAUUUAACUUUGAAUUCUCCAUAUACCUGGUUAGGCAGGAUAUAGACCAGAAAUACAGAGGAAUUAAACAAGGCAUGGGUCAUAGAUGAACAUAUAUCAGAUAUAUAUUUUAACGCUCACUACCUUCAAACAGAAUCUCACUGUGCAUCAUAAGAGUUGUAGUCCAGCUCCAAGUAACCUCUCACACUUAGUUUGACGGGACAUACAUUUCCAAUUGCCAGAGUGUCUUGUGGGUGAGGUGGGGUUUCGCCUCGCAUUUGGGAAAAGCAGAUAUAAAAACCCAGAACAAAUUUAUGAUUUUCUUUAUAAGGGAGUUAGAGAGUUAAAUUGUCUGAGAGCCUGCAGAAGCUUUGACAUUGUACGUGUAACUCUCCCAACCAUGGGCAGACUUUCUACAACGUCUGAGUUUAGCAUGUGGAGUGUGAUGGCGCAACAUUUAAAGGACCACUAUAGUGCCAGGAAAACAUACUCGUUUUCCUGGCACUAUAGUGCCCUGUGGGUGCCUCCACCCUCAGGGUUCCCCUCCCGCCGGGCUGGAUGGCGAGGAAAGGGGUUAAACUUACCUUUAUUCCAGCGCUGGGCGGGGAGCUCUCCUCCUCCUCUCCGCCUCCGAUCCUCCUCUUCGGCUGAAUGCGCAUGAGCGGCAGGAGCUGCGCGCGUAUUCUGCCAGUCUCAUAGAAACGCAUUUACAAUGCUUUCCUAUGGACGCUGAUGUCUUCUCACUGUGAUUUUCACAGUGAGAAGCACGCCAGCACCUCUAGCGGCUGUCAAUGAGACAGCCACUAGAGGCUUUAGAGGCUUGAUUAACCCAUUUAUAAACAUAGCAGUUUCUCUGAAACUGCUAUGUUUAUAAAAAAAAGGGUUAAUCCUAGAGGGACCUGGCACCCAGACCACUUCAUUAAGCUAAGGUGGUCUGGGUGCCUUGAGUGGUCCUUUAAAGUUUAUUGGCCAACCAGUAUUUCAGCUUUAUGGUCCAGGAAGCAGCCAUACACUCAUUUUCUCUAUAAUUAAAGGGACACUGCAGGCACCCAGACCACCUCAGCUCAUUGAAUUAGUCAGGGUGCAGUGACCCUUUUGCACUUAGUGCUGCAAUGUAAAACAUUACCAUUCCAGAGAAACUGCAAUGUUUACAUUAAAGCUCUAAGUCUGCCCUCAGUGGCUGUGUAACAGACAGCCACUAGAGGGCUUCCGGAAUCAAAAUGGACUUUUGGCCUGUUAUCUGAUGCUGGACUUCCUCAAGGACCUCCAGCGUCAGAUUUUCCCUAUACGAAAGCAUUAAGUGGGGAACAAUUAAACCUAUAGUGCUAGGAAAAUGGCUUUGUUUUCCUGGCACUAUAGGAUCCUUUUAAACUGUUAUAAAAAGAAAGGCUGCAAGGUAAAGUUGUUAUGGUGCGUCAAGUAUCCCUUUAAGCAUUUGUAUCGGAUGAUAAUGUCCCUUUAAAAAGUGGAAAAUACCACGGCAAGGCUUUACGAGGCAUUUAUAGAUGCUUUUUGUGAAGGAAAACUAUUAGUGGUUUAAAAUCUCCCCACAAUCCUAUGAUUAGACCCAACUAAUUUACUUUCUUACUUGGAAUAAUUACAGUACGGAGCUUUUUAAAGCCCUAUCUCUAUUUAUUGCUUUUCAAGGGUCUGAUUUAAGUUGUGUAUUACAGCGAUUUAAGCAUCGUUAAUUUUAAAAACCUCGAGCACGUUGUGUGUAACCCAUUAACCCAGCUUCCACCGUUGAUGCAGAAUGAUGGCUUAAGUAAUGGAGGCCGGCUCCUGAACGUAUGCACAGCUCACCUAAUGGGAUUCUAAUUAAUUAAUGGAACAGGGAUGUUUAUUUCCACCUUUCAAAAGGCGAACCUACAAUUUAAUCCACAAACUGACACAAUCAACAAAUUAUGAUGAGUUUUACAAAAUGAAUUAGAUGCCAAACACAGGAAACCGUGGCUGCCGGCAGCUGGGCCUCAAUAGACCUGUCAUGUCUUUGUUAGUUGUACGAGUGUGCGAGAUACACCUGGUGCUUCACGUCUUUCAAUUCCCCCAUAAAAGGCUGAUUAGCCAAUGUUCCCCACUUUGGAUGAAUUAUCCACAAGCUUUGUGACCAACUGUUAUUGUGUUGCUUUAACCUAUUUUCUCUGUUUUAACACAAUAUUUCGCAGGGACCUGAGUGGCUGCGCAGUCUAUAAAUGGGCGCACAUUAUGUUAAUGUUACGCAUCACUUUUCAGCAAAUUUCAGCCCAACUGACACACCGUGUUUUUGUUUUUUUCUCAGAGAAUGAAAUAUCGGACCAAACGCUGGAAAGUGCGAGAUCUAGGUCUGAUAACGAAGGCAAUUUCAACCAGACAAAGACGGGUCAGGGUAAGAAGGGGGAAGGUUGGGGUAACAUGGUCAGUUUAACAAACAGAAAUUUCAAAAUAAAUAAAUAAAUCUUCAACUUCAGAUCAGGCAUGACAUAAUUAUGAGAUAUUGGAAUAUAUAUAUAUAUAAUUUGUUUUAUAAGCCCCUCGCCAGUCUCCCCAGCACUGCGCUGGACCCCUUGGUAUCACAAUAGUAAUAAUAAUUAUUUUAACAUUUCCUCAUAGUUGUGCUCCAGAGUGCCUCGGUCCAGUAUACAAAGGAAGAAUCGUUGUGAAACCGUGGAGAAUCCAGAAUCAGCGAGGAAAUAUCUGGCGCCGCCUGUUAAUUACCGCUCUUUGCUACGUGAUACAUUUUACAUUCUUUCUGGAAGUUUUAAAACAUUUGUGUUUCCAGAGGGAGGAUUCUAAGUGGUUAAUGUUGCAUUUACUAAUUUUUACAGAAAGUAACAUUUACUUCUAUUCAAGAAACCGAGGAUUUCAGGAGUAACCGGGCAUUCCUAAUAUUAGCCAAGCUGGGAACAGCUAACUUGGAGAUUGUCCAAUUCCUGGUAAAGUCGAACAAUUGACAUUCUAGUAACUAGCCCUGCUGGUCGGGAUGAGUUGCCUAAGGAUGCAGAGUAUGUUCCAAAACGUGGCCAUCGACAUCUAUAUACUUCAUGCUAAAUGCCACGGGAGGAAGCUGGGUUUGGGCAGAGGCUCAGAAAUAAAUCUAAAUAUUAUACAUGAAUGUCAAGGACUACUUGGAAAGCACUUUAUCCCUCACCCCUUAACCCUGCGUGUGCCACGAGAGCUGUGAAAGGAUUCAGUUUGGAGGGUCUCUGCCCAACAUGGACAUAUUCUGUUUGUGAAAUGUUUUCUGACGUCCCAUAUUUUUGUCACCUAGUGCAAGCAAGCAUGGCUAAAGGGAGAGACGGGAAAUGUAACACUGCGGAAAUCAAG